GUGUGUGUGUGAAUGUGCGAGUGUGUGUCAGUGUCUGAGUUGUGUGGUUGGCAGAACACUGUCUGUGGUUUCCUGUGGUGGGAAGUGAGUGUCUGAUUCUUAUUGAGAAGUAAAGCAACUUCAGUCUCUCACAAUCUCAUUGUGUCUGUGAUCAUGGCUCCAGCCUUUGGAGGUCUCCUGCUGCUUGGCAUUCUGGGUGCCUCCUGGGCCCAGCGGGAAGUGACCAUACAACAGGGGCCCCUGUAUCGUACAGAAGGCACACACAUCAGUAUCUGGUGCAUGGUGCGUGGGUACCAGGGACCCUCAGGACAGACUUUUGAUUGGUCAAUAUACCUGCCCUCUGCCCCUAACAAGGAGAUCCAGAUAGUCAGCAGCAACAAGACUUCCUUCUCCUAUGCCAUCUACUCACAGCGAGUGCGCUCCAGGGACAUCUACGUGGAGCGAGUGAGCGGGGACCAUGCCCUGUUACAUAUCCGCCAGCUGCAGGAACAGGACGAGGGGGAGUACGAGUGCCACACCCCCAACACUGACCCCACAUUUCAUGGCAGUUACAGCGCCAAGAUGAACCUGUACGUCCUACCUGACACCCUAGUGGUCAUGAUGCCCCCGCAGGACCUACAGAAACUAGAAGGGACCCCACUGGAGUUGUACUGCCACGUGUCAGUGUCACCCACUCAGCACACUCACCUCUCCAUCACGUGGCUACUUACCUCUGGGAGGGACAUGGAAAUCGUAAGCCUGACCAGGGACUUUGUGCUUCUCCCGGGGGCCGGGUAUAUGGACCGAUUCCUUGCUGGGGACGUGCGAAUGGACAAACUCAACAGCACCCACUACAGACUGCAGAUUCGGGCCCUGCAGAAGUCAGAGCAGGGUCACAUCUCUUGUCAGGCCCAGGAAUGGAUCCAGGAUCCAGAUGGGAAGUGGACCAUCAUUACCCAGAAGCAGUCGAACAGAACCAGUGUCAUGGUCCAACCUCUGGGAGGGAAUGACUUUGAGGUUCAGGCCCAGGCCACUGACUCCCCCAUUCUUCCAGGGAGCCCCCUAGAGGUCACUUGUACCAUCAGCACCCAGGACCCAACUGGGCGCCUAUUCCAUGUUACGUGGCUGCUGGACAGCAAGAAAGUGGUCUCCCUACACCCAUCCGGCAUCCUCUCCUUCGGAGGGAACUUGGGGGCUAGAAAUACUCUGGGGCAAAUCUCUGUAGGUAGGAGAACCCUGGUGUCCUGGUACUUAAGGAUCAGCCAAGUCCUUAGGGAAGAUGGAGGCUCCUACACCUGUCAGGUCUCAGAGGAGAGAGCAGCUCAGGGGCCAACAGAGAGCAAGACCUCAGCCCCCGUGUCUGUCAUUGUGGCACAGAAAGAGAGUCAGCUGGGAGUGAUACUCAGCACUUCUGUACACAAGGUGUAUGAGGGGGAAUCGGUGCAGUUCCAGUGCCAGGUGACGGGAUAUUCAGGUUUGGUGUCCCUGAGUUGGUACAUGACGGGGUCUGAUGGGCAGCGGGCAGAGCUGGUGGCAUUACAACGGGAUGGAUCCCUGGUGGUGGGUGAGACUUACUUGGAUCGGCACAACGAGGGGCUCCUGCUGGCACAGAGGAUGGAGGGGGGUCACUUCUCUCUUAAACUGGAGCAGGUGAGGGCAAGAGACAAGGGCAAAUACACCUGCCAGGCCACAGAGUGGCAAAUAGGAUCCGACUCCAAUUGGAUAAAACUGGGCAGUCAGAGUGCAGAGAAGGAAGUGGACAUCACCCCACUGGGCUCCUCCCUCUCAUUGAGUCUGAGUGUCAGGAGCUCACAGGUGAUCACUGGCAGCACCAUCCGCCUGAUCUGCAAAGUGUCAGCUGAAUAUUCAUUGCUUGGCAAACCUAAGUCUUGGUCUUGGCACCACCAGAACAGCUCUGAUCCCAACCGCCAGUUCCAGCAGCUGGUAAAGAGCCACUACACUGGCACCACAGUCUGGCACGAGGGGAUGUCCGGCUUCCAGGGGAAACUUCAACUGGAGAUAAGAGUCGACUACUCAGUACUGACAGUUUAUAACAUUGAGAGAGGACAGGCUGGUUUGUACUGCUGUAAAGUGGGUAUUGUCAAUGAUCAAGCGGGAACCACCUCAAACAAACUGGCCAUACAACUCACUGUACCAGAGAGCCUGCUACUGUUGGAGACCUCCCCCGAGGAGCUGCUUCUCACCAGAGGACAAGAUGACAUGAGCAUAACCUGCCACAUCGACUCCAGGGUCCCCGGGGCCCAGGUGAGAGUCACAUGGAAAUUCUUUCCAGCUGGUGUCACAUCAGCCCAAGAAAUAGUAACUGUGACCCAGGAAGGGCUCCUGAGCUACAGCUCCGACAUCUCAUCUGCCCUGAGAUCCAGAAUCCUGAUCGAGAGAAACUCCCCCGACUCCUUCACCCUACGGAUCAUGAGGCCAAGUCAAGAGCAGUGGGGCUCCUACGGAUGUGCAGUGAGUGAGUGGCUCUUGGAAGGCUCUGGGAACUGGGUCAAACUAGGAGAGAAGAACACUGGGCUGGUUCCUGUGCAAUUCAGGGAUUCAGAAGAGACCCUGCAUAUUCCCAAGAUGAACAUCACGGCAGAAGUGACAGAGGCGGAGGAUGUGACACUAUACUGCCCCCUGGGGGACGUGAGGAGUCUGGCAUCUAGAUACUCAUUGUCUUGGUACUUUCAGGCCUCUGGCUCCAGAAUUUCCAAGCUCAUUUAUCAAGCAAGCUGGGAGGGUGUGAUUGAGUAUGAAGAGUCAUUGGCCAAACGUCUGCUCUUGGUGGCCCCAAACUGGGGAAAUUACAGUCUGAUCCUGCAGAGUGUGGGGCUGGAGGAUGCUGGAGUCUACCAUUGCCAAGUGGAGGAAUGGAGGCUGGAGCCAGAGGAAGGGGAGUGGAGGCUCAAGGCUGCAGAUGGUUCAGGAUUCCACAAUCUCAAAGUUCUUUCCCCAGGGGUCGGCCUUACUCUGAACAGCACCAACCUGACCCUACUUGUCCUGCAGGGGGGACAGAAUAAUAUCACGUUGCCCUGCCAGGUUCUCAGCCUCUCCAGUACUAAUUCUGCCCUGUCUGUGGCCUGGUGGAAAUCCUCAUUAUUGGGGCAGGAGGAGCAGUUGCUGUUUAGUGUCAGUUACGAGGGGCAGUUUACGUACCCCACACAGGAGGAGUUGGAGGGGGCUCGGCUCCAGUUUGAGAGACCUUCAAAGCUUCUCUUCCUGCUCAGGAUCCUGCAGCCCGGAUUGGACAGUUCAGGGACGUAUCACUGCAGAGUGAGGGAGAGUGUGUCCAGCCCCCGAGGAGCCCGAUAUCUACAGACGGAGCUCAGAGCUGGGAAUAUAUCUGUCACCUUCCUGCCAGAAGAAUCAGGCCCCUCCCAGAUUUGCACAACUGCCUCUAUUUUCCACUUGCUCCUGGGGGCGGCGGGGCUGCUGCUCCUAUUGGUUGCUCUGCUGUUAGUUUUCGGGGGCAGACGUUGGUGCAGGGGAGUUGGCUCCACCAGGAUGGAUGGUCGGAAGGGCCACAGAGGACUUUGGGCUCCUACAAAUAUGGCUGAUCCCCCUGUAUAUGGGGGCGCUGACAUCGAGGAGAAGGAGCCAAUGGGAAUGGACCGGUAUGAAGAGACCAAAGCAUAAAUCUCAGCUACUGCUUCAGUUCUGCUUCCCUCAUACACAACAGACCCAGCUGAUAAUAUCCAACCAGUAUCCACCAAUCAGCCAGUACAGACCAACAGGUCCCUCCAGCAACCUAUCAGCUCCCAGUCAGGGCAAGCCAAUAGGAACUGCCCUCAGCUCCCUGUCCAAACAAGACCCCUUUAAUCAUAAGGUCAAUUGGACAACUGUCCAGGACCCACUGAUCUGGGGCCCCACUGUGUCACAAUGUUAUUUUUAAUUUCCCUCCCUGUUCCCCUUCUGCUGUCACCGCCGCUCCUCCUGCCCUGCUGAUCCCGCUGCUCUUCUGUUCUUUGUGAGUCCUGUGUGUUCCACUGUGGAAUGCACGGCCAUCUUGGAUUUUCAGCAGUGUAUUGAGCAGACAGGGGGGGGGGAGCACAAGGAAAGAAAAAACUUUUGGUAUUGGUAUUGGUAUUCCAUUUACUUCUCCUUUAACAUUA
Molecule: messenger RNA, 4094 nt
Organism: Xenopus laevis (African clawed frog)
Lineage: Eukaryota; Metazoa; Chordata; Amphibia; Anura; Pipidae
Gene: igsf3.L
Product: immunoglobulin superfamily member 3-like
Exons: 10
Coding region: 154-3618 (1154 amino acids)
Source: RefSeq, a predicted model, not a curated record